Messenger RNA from Penicillium cataractarum, 1470 nucleotides. Its product is annotated as LLM class flavin-dependent oxidoreductase. Bases 1 to 1470 code for a protein of 489 amino acids. Gene Ontology annotation, molecular function: oxidoreductase activity, acting on paired donors, with incorporation or reduction of molecular oxygen; monooxygenase activity. NCBI's taxonomy places the organism in Eukaryota, Fungi, Ascomycota, Eurotiomycetes, Eurotiales, Aspergillaceae. The record is from RefSeq and is a predicted model, not a curated record. The transcript has a single exon.
AUGUCGGAAACACCCAAAAAACAACUCAUCAUCAAUGCCUUCGCAAUGCAUUCCCCCAGUCACCUAAACCCAGGUCUAUUCCGCUACCCAACCGACCAAGGCCCCUCCUACAAAAACAUCCAAACCUGGACAAACCUCGCCCAAAAGCUCGAAGCCGCCAAAUUCCACGCAAUCUUCUUCGCCGACGUCCUGGGCGGCUACGACGUCUACAAGGGACCCGGAAAUCUAGAUCCCACCAUCCCCGCCGCAGCUCAAUUCCCCAUCAACGACCCGCUAUACAGUAUCCCCGCCAUGGCGGCGGUGACGGAGAGUAUUGGGUUUGGCGUGACGGCGUCGACGACGUAUGAUGCGCCGUAUGCGUUGGCGAGACGGUUUUCGACGGUGGAUCAUUUGAGUGGGGGACGCGUUGGGUGGAAUAUUGUUACUUCUUAUUUGGAUUCUGCGGCGAGGAAUUUUGGGCUGGAUACCCAGGUUGAGCAUGAUGAGCGGUAUCGCAUUGCGGAUGAGUAUUUGGAUGUUACUUAUAAAUUGUGGGAGGGGUCUUGGAGGGAUGAUGCCGUUGUUUGGGGGAGUGGUGAUGAUUCUUCGAAGGCGAAGAAGAACUCGCAGUAUGCGGAUCCGACUCGUGUGCGCCAGAUCAAUCACAAGGGGAAGUACUUCCAGGUUCCUGGCCCGCAUUUGUGUGAACCGAGUCCCCAGCGGACCCCGUUCUUGUUGCAGGCUGGUACUUCGACGGCUGGAAAGGCCUUUGCGGCUAAACAUGCCGAGGCAGUCUUCCUCCAUGCGCAGAAACCUGAGCUGGUGCGUCCCUCGGUGGACAGUAUCCGUCAACAAGCUGCCGCAUUGGGUCGGAACCCGAGCGAUAUCAAGGUUAUUGCGGGCGCAUUGGUGAUUGUGGCCGAGACCGAUGAAGCUGCGCAGGCCAAGUUCGACGAAUUCAAGAAAUACGGUGAUCGGGAGGGUGCAUUGGCUCUGUUCGGUGGCUGGACGGGCUACGAUCUCUCCACGUACGCAGACGACCAGGACUUCCGCUUCGUCGAGUUACCCGCCGUUCGAAGCAUGGUGAAUCACUGGGCGAGUACGGUUCCUGGCACGGAGGGUGUGAAGUGGGAUAAGAGGACGAUUGCGGAUUACCUUGUUCUCGGGGGAAACGGAGUCAAGAUUAUUGGCAGUGUCAAGACUGUUGCGGAUGAGUUGGAGCGGUGGGUGAGUGUUGGUGAUGUGGAUGGGUUUAAUCUGAGCUAUGCCAGUUUGCCGGAUACCUUUGAUGAUAUUAUUGAGCUUUUGUUGCCGGAGUUGCGUCGGCGGGGUUUGUUCUGGGAGGAUUAUGCUGUCAAAGGGGGAACGUUGCGGGAGAAUAUGUAUGGACAGCGGGGAUUGUCGAGACUUCCGGAGGCUCAUGCUGGAGCCAAGUAUUUCUGGAAGGACGGUCAGGAUGUGCCUCCAUACUCCUUGGAGGAGUCGGCAUAA